AUGACACUGAAAAAGGUGUGGGCAGACGCGAAUGGCAGAGAGAUCGAUGCCGAAGAGUAUCAGGCACGUCAACGCCGCAAGAAGGAACGAGAAGAGGGAAUCACCCCAAGCCCGGAAGUGGCCAAAUCGGGCUGUUGCGGGACCCCAAAUCCCACCGUACGAUCCGAGUCGAUAUCGAAUGGAGCCCUAGGAGGUUGUCGACACAGACAGAAUGUCACUAUUAAACAGCCUCAAGCAGACAACCGGACCGAAGACCCUGCACACAUCACUACCAGCAUUCCAGACGACUCCUGGGUCGCCGCCUGCUCUUGUGGCUCGGCUUGUUCUUGUCUGUAUUGUCCCGAUCAUCCUAACAACGAGACCUCGAUCAAGCAUACCCAACAACAGGUCAAGAAUCUUGCGGAACAGGCCUCGAUGGGCGAAGGUCUAAUGUCUGCCUCUUUCAUGCCGGAAAACACGACACGGUCAUGUAUGGGAGGGCGUCCGUCAUUUUUCUUUUCAAGGACACCCGGAGUCUCGCAGCGGCAACUGGAACAGUUCUUCUCCCAAAGUCCAGACCCCGAUGCAAUCUACCUGGCUUAUCCCAUUCAACAACACUCAUGGACGAACCAGCCCGUCAGUGCACAAUGCUCUCACAUUCACUCGCCUGCUGGAUAUGUAGCGCCCACACCAGAUACGGCGGAGAGACACAUCGACCCCGUUAAUGACAUGCCCGCUCUACCUACUCCAUGGGAUCUGCUACCUAACGAUUCCACGGGUACGUGGAACUUUUCAGAUGGUCAGAUGGGGAACACGUCCUUCAGCUGGAUUGACCUUGAUGCUUCCCGAGGCACCGAUUAUAAUAUUGGUCAAGCCAGGGUUUCUUCAAUGGCAAACUGGAGCAAUCUCAUGAUGUCGUCUGCUUCACCAAAUCAACAGGCGCCGACUGUCGAUCUGAACCUUGAUUCAGUGGCCAGUCCAGCCAACUUGGACUGCCUUCCGACCCUGGACGCGAACGACUUUGGUACCUCGUGCUGCCAAUAUGACCCAGACAACGAGUAUGUCAAUUUUGAUGUUCGUCCUGCAGGAGAUUCCUCGAUCGAAAACGUUCAAGCACAAAGCCAGACCAUCACGCCAAUGUUUCCACAGGACAAAUCAUACGGCGAGCUGGCGCUGAACAGGCUUGGUAAUGUAGAACUUCAGUCUCUGUUAGAGCCCCAACCGCAUGUACCGCAUGUAUUACACCAAGCUGGAAUAUCACAUCAGAUUGCUACCGGCCCCAUGAGCAACAUGGACGGAAAUCUGGCGCCUUGGAACGGAUACGACCCGCUGAUGAAUGACCAGGCAAUGCCCCAGUUCAUAGGCAUAUCGGGGCCAAACUCUCCGCCCAUUCCCAACGGUGUAUGA
Capronia epimyces CBS 606.96 is the source of this 1386-nucleotide messenger RNA. RefSeq lists its product as uncharacterized. The coding region runs from base 1 to 1386 and encodes 461 amino acids. The transcript has a single exon. Lineage: Eukaryota; Fungi; Ascomycota; Eurotiomycetes; Chaetothyriales; Herpotrichiellaceae. The record is from RefSeq and is a predicted model, not a curated record.